Molecule: messenger RNA, 2209 nt
Organism: Chara braunii
Lineage: Eukaryota; Viridiplantae; Streptophyta; Charophyceae; Charales; Characeae
Source: the annotation of a GenBank genome assembly
GCGCUUCUUGUUGUCGCCUUGAGCGCGGGGGCGGGGGGAUAGAGGUUUAGCCAUGGCUGCGGCGGCGGUAACGGGUGUGGCGGCGGCCGCCGCAUCUGCUGCUAUAGGCACCAGGUUCCCCGCGCUCUCUUCGUCGGGAGAUGGCGGCGAUCUUGCGGGAAAGGGCGUUGGAAUGAGCAUGAUGAGUCCAUCGACGGCGCGCAGUCAACUUUGCCUUGACUGCGCGCCGAGCGCGGAUGAUCUGCACCUCACGAAACGAUGGGUCGAAAAGUCCGCCAUCUCGACGCUGGCGGCUGCGCACCCGCCUGCGGCAAGGCGGCGAACGUGGCGGCGGGCGUCGUUCAGCGCACCGUCGGGCGUCAGUUCCUCCUCCUCCUCCCCUGCCUCUUCUCGGUCCUCUUCUUCUUCCAUACCUUCUUCUUCUUCCAUAACUUCUUCUUCCCCGCGCAGAUUCAAAAACGUGGCGCGCGCGGCGGAGCAAUCCCCGUCGGCGGGGUUGUCUGUUUCCCCGCCUAGCUUGAUUGAACCCGAUGGCGGGGAACUAGUCGACUUGAUUGUCCCCGCGAGCGAAAGAGCGGGAAAGCUUCUGGAAGCGCAAUCUCUGCCGCAGAUCAAGCUGUCUAAGAUCGAUCUGGAAUGGGUCCACGUGUUGUCGGAAGGAUGGGCGAGUCCUCUCCGCGGGUUCAUGCGCGAGGAGGAGUAUCUGAGCGCCCUGCAUUUCAACUGUCUCCGCCUUCCCGACGGCUCUGUAGCUAGCAUGUCUGUCCCCAUUGUCCUGGCCAUCGAUGACCGCGCGAAGGACGCCAUAGCCGAUUCGUCCGCCGUCUCUCUCGUGCAUCCUUCUUCAGACGAACCCGUCGCCAUCUUGCGCAAUCCGCAGGUGUACAAGCACAACAAGGAAGAGAGGAUUGCGCGGACGUGGGGAUGCACUGCGCCCGGCCUGCCGUACGUUGAGGACGCGAUAACUAGCGCGGGAAAUUGGUUGAUUGGCGGGGAGUUGGAGGUGUUAGAUAGGAUAACGUACGGAGACGGGCUAGACGAGUACCGGCUGUCGCCGGCGGAGCUGCGCGCGGAGUUCGCGCGCAAAGGCGCGGACGCCGUCUUCGCCUUCCAGCUGCGCAACCCCGUGCACAACGGCCACGCGCUCUUGAUGACUGACACGCGCCGCCGCCUCCUCGAAGAAGGAUACAAGAACCCUGUGCUGCUUCUCCAUCCUCUAGGGGGCUACACCAAGUCGGACGACGUCCCGCUCCCGACGCGCAUGGCGCAACAUGCGAAGGUACUGGAAGAAGGCGUGCUGGAUGCAGAGAGUACGGUGCUGGCCAUCUUCCCAUCACCGAUGCUCUACGCGGGGCCGACAGAGGUUCAAUGGCAUGCCAAGGGGAGAAUCAACGCCGGCGCAGAUCACUAUAUCGUGGGUAGAGACCCCGCGGGGAUGGGUCAUCCGACUGCUGAUCGGGAUCUGUACGAUCCCGACCAUGGCAAGAGGGUUCUGGCGAUGGCCCCUGGAUUGGAGAAGCUGCGCAUACUGCCGUUCCGAGUCGCCGCGUACGACAAGUCCAAGGGCGCGAUGAACUUUUUCGACCCAUCGAGAGCGUCGGAUUUCGUGUUCAUAUCUGGCACGAAGAUGAGGGCGUUUGCUAGGACUGGGGAGAGUCCUCCAGAUGGGUUCAUGUGCCCAGGUGGAUGGCAGGUGUUGGUAAAGUACUAUCGCGAGCUGGCGUCGCAGGAGGAGCAGCCGAACAACAGAGAGGUGGCGGCGGCCGUUCGCCCGUGAGCGCGCUCUGCGCCGGCGCGCGGCGGCGGACAGGAAGAAAGGAGUGAGCGGGGUUGCUGCCGUGCCGCCGCCGGUGCGAGACACAGAUGAGGUCAUUCCAUCGAGGUGAAUUAUGUGUGCUUGUUUGCUUGUAAUUAAACAUAGCGUAACAUGUACUAUAUUGUCACGCACCUAUGUACAGUGUAUAUCGCACGGCUCUGUGUGUGUGUGUGUGUGUUCGUUUGUUUGUUUGUUAGUGUGUUCGCGCGCGCGUGUGUGUGUGUGUGUGUAUGUGUGUUUGAGAGAGAGAGAGAGAGAGAGAGAGAGAGAGAGAGAGAGAGAGAGAGAGAGAGAGAGAGAGAGAGAUGCCAUGGCUGUUCUCGGUGUUCCUUAACCGUCUUGUCUUUGAGAGAGAGAGAGAUGCCAUGGCUGUUCUCGGUGUUCCUUAACCGU